This is a messenger RNA of Labrus bergylta (ballan wrasse), 5569 nucleotides long. Its product is annotated as cadherin-18. Gene Ontology annotation, biological process: calcium-dependent cell-cell adhesion; cell morphogenesis; homophilic cell-cell adhesion. The record is from RefSeq and is a predicted model, not a curated record. Gene Ontology annotation, molecular function: cadherin binding; calcium ion binding. Gene Ontology annotation, cellular component: catenin complex; plasma membrane; adherens junction. Lineage: Eukaryota; Metazoa; Chordata; Actinopteri; Labriformes; Labridae.
UCCAACUCUGACAAGGCCGAUGGUUCCGUGAGGUACAUCCUGUCCGGUGAGGGGGCCGGGUCCAUCUUCAUCAUUGACGAGACAUCAGGUAACAUUCACACCGCCCAGAGCCUAGACCGAGAGAGGAAGUCCCAGUACGUGUUACACGCGAGGGCCAUCGACAGGCGGACGAACCGCUCGCUGGAGGCGGAGUCAGAGUUCAUCAUCAAGGUUCAGGAUGUCAACGACAACGCUCCAACGUUUCCUGAUGGACCGUUCUCAGCGUCCGUGCCUGAGAUGUCUGAUGUUGGAAAAUCCAUUUUCCAGGUGACGGCCUCAGACGCAGAUGACCCGACCUACGGGAACAGUGCGAAGGUGGUUUACAGCAUGGUGGAGGGACACCCGUACUUCUCUGUGGACCCAAAGACAGGUAUCAUCCGCACUGCGGUGUCUAACAUGGACCGAGAGACCAGAGACCUGUACCCCGUGGUGAUCCAGGCCAAAGACAUGGCGGGCUCAGUGGGGGGACUGUCUGGAUCGACUACUGUCAACAUCACCCUCACCGACGUCAACGACAACCCUCCCAAGUUUGUCCAGAAGAGCUACCAACUGUACGUACCUGAGCUGGCUGAGGUGGGGAAGGCCGUGGGUCGGAUCAGAGCCAACGACGAGGAUGAAGGUCAGAACGCUGAGAUGACCUACAGGAUCACCAACACAGAGGCAGCGGCCAUCUUCUCCAUAGCCACUGACGCUGAGCGCGGGGAGGGGGUCAUCUCCCUCAAACAGCCUCUCAACUAUGAAAAGAGAAAAGUUCACACACUCAACAUCGAAGCGUCCAACACGUUCCUGGACCCCCACUUCUCCCACCUGGGGCCGUUUAAGGACUCCACGUCGCUGCGGGUCAUUGUGGGCGACGUGGAUGAGCCUCCUGUCUUCUCCAUGGAUUACUACAUCAUGGACGUGUACGAGAACUCACCUGCUGGGACGCAGGUCGGCACUGUGACCGCCAUGGACCCUGACAGCACCAACAGUAGAGUCAGGUUCUUCAUAGAGAACGAGGAGGAGACACUUUUUUAUUUCACCAUCGGAGUGAACAGCGGCGUCAUCAGGACCACGCAGGUUCUGGACCGGGAGGUGGCCGCGUGGCACAACAUCACCGUGGUGGCUGCAGAGGUUGAUAACCCUCGCAUGGUGAGUCAUGUCACGGUCACCAUCCAGGUCCUGGAUGUCAACGACAAUGUUCCAGCCAUCUCCGGGGGCAAUGAUGUCAUCAUAGUGUGUGAGAGCACCAAAAGUGGACAGGUUAUUCAGACCCUCCGGGCAGCAGAUCUCGACAACUUUGCUAAUGGGAAGUUUUCCUUCUAUGUGCCUGCUGAAUAUCCAGCCAAUCCAAACUUCACACUGAAGGACAACGGAGACAACACUGCCAGUAUAGUAUCUCGUCGGCGUGACGGCUUCAGCCAGGACAGGGACCAGGAGUUGUUCAGCCUGGUGCUGGUGGUGUCUGAUGGUGGGGAGCCUCCGCUCAGCAGCACUGCUACCAUCUCCCUCAGGGUGUGUGAGUGUCAGAGGAACACCAGGGGGCGUAACAACAACGUCUGCCAGGCCCAGGCCUUCCUGUCCUCGGCUGGCCUCAGCAUGGGUGCUUUUGUGGCUAUCCUGCUGUGUAUUGUCAUAUUAUUAGCCAUAGUGAUGCUGUUCACCCAGCUACGGAACAAGAAAGCCAGCAAAGAGCCUUUGAUUCUGUCUGAGGAGGACAUCAGAGAGAACGUGGUGACCUAUGAUGAUGAGGGAGGCGGGGAGGAGGACACAGAGGCCUUUGACAUCGCUGCACUUAGAAAUCCCAAAGCCUCGGAGCCUCGCCUGAAGCUCCACGCCUACCUCAGCUGUGGACCGAGCCCCUACGAGGAGGAGGAGGAGGAUGACGAGGAGAGGUUUGUGGUGUGGAGGAGGAGGAGGAAGUCACAGGAGAUGGACUAUAGAAACUACAGCCCAGAGUCGGAUCCGGGCUGGUUUGUCAUUGACAGCAUUCCUCGUGAGCUCAGCCAGUCAGCGCCCUCGGUUCUGCUAGAGGGUCAUGACAUCAUCCAGCAGAUCCUGCAGCAGAAAGUGGCCAAAGCAAACUUAGACACUCGGGGCCCACCAUAUGACUCACUCCAAACGUAUGCUUAUGAAGGCUGUGGGUCCUUGGCCGGGUCAGUCAGCUCUUUGGGCUUAACUGGGGAAGUGCCCGAACUGAACUAUGUGGACUUGGAGGACUGGGAGCCAGAUGAACAAACACUGGAACGAAUUGUUGGAGAGCAGUUGGCCACAAGCCCAGCUAACUCUGACUCAUAAAGGAUUACCAUCCCAAGGUUUUGUUUUGAACUUUUUUUUGUAACAUUGUCCAGAUCUGUCCAGAGACGGAUCACUUUUUACUGUUGCCAUGGGAGCAAUGAUGCAGAAUUACUAUCCCUGAAAUGCUGGCAAUUUGAAAGUGUGACAUUAUAUAAAAUCAGAGGAUUAGAAAAGCCAUGUGGAUAAUAGAAAACAGAAGCCUGGGAGAUUUGGAUGUGAGCUUUUUCUGAAAUGAGUCAAAAGCAAAAAAAAGCAGGAUGUAGGCUAUGAAGAGCAGGGUUUAAAAUUGACAGGUCAAUUUGCAUAAGGCGUCGUCUCUGCUUGUUACGUGUGUCAGCGGAAAACGUUCACCCCUUACUGCUGCUUAUGACUCCAAACCCCCUGGGUCAGAGUCUAGGUUUGACGUUCAGGUCCCCAUUCAUCCAUUCUUUGCAGGAACGUUGAGUUUUUUGUUGAUCAGAAAGUUAAAAAGAUGCCGGAUACUGAGAGGAAUCUUAGAUGUUCUACAGGUUAUACGCCCCUCCAUGGAAAAUGGAUAAAUGAUUUUGAUUAUGGACCACAUUCUGUAGGGCAUGGCAUUCUAAAUCUCUUUGCAUGCAAACCAUGCAAACAGGUACGCUCCAUCUUCCCGGGUCUUAGUAGGUCAAGACCGUUGGAUCCACAUUCCUACUCCACCUCCAUGCUCGCUUCACCUCUGACCUCUAUCUCUAUCAUCAGCUGUACAUGUUCUCUUCCAUUGAAUCCAAAACAGUUUGGAAAGUGAAGGUAAUCCUGUUGUUUUUUUAAAUAUGAUGUCUCAUUGUCACAUAGCAUCACAUGAACCAUCACUGCUAUGCAGAUGAUAUUGUGUUUUACAUUUGGGUUCAACAAGAUUACCUUAAAAGUGUUCAGACUAUUGUUGUCAUGAGAGAGAGCGGGGAAUGGCAUGAGAAAGGAGCCACAGGCCAGAUUUGCACAGGCUGCAGGACAACAGCCCAUGUAACACAUUUUUUAAACGUAGAUAUGAUUCAGUAGAAAUCAAACAAUAUUGGGUCAUUUCUUGUUUUGACAAAAGAAGUCCUGCACAAUUCCUAAAUUAGCAAAGUUUCAGAAAAGUUGCCGGUGUGUAUACAGUAUGUGCAAUUUACACAAGAAUAAGUCGAAGGACUCUUCAAUUUUGAGAGCACGACACAAAUAUAAGCCAAGACGGAGACAAACAUGUUGCCAUGGAUACAGCCCUCGCAGCACCUUUUGGUUCUGAUGUUUUUUUAAAGCGUCUGCACUCUUUGAUACGAUCAUUAAAACAAAAGGUGUCGUAACGUUUGAAACACACGGCAUCUAAAAGUUUUUAAUAUUCUGACCUAGUUCAGACUAAAUCAAUCACUUCUCCCCACUCUGCCACAGGAGCGUCUGUCUGGUUUAUUAACAUCACACAUUUCAGAAACAAGGCGAUUCAAAGUGCUAAAGAAUGACCUCUGACUUUAUGUCCUUCCAUUUGAUAAGACCAAAUGUCCUCACACUGUAGCUCUAUUCAUCACUUCAUUUCAAGCAGCUCAGACUUCAGUACGACGUUGGAGCACAUUGGUAAAGUUAACGGUCAGGCUUUGGUACGAGCUCCCUCUACUAUUAACCCUCGGUACAUCAGAUACAUCCUGAAACAGAACAAUGACACAUGCUGGUCAGAGUGAGAUCUUGCUGUGUGGUCGACCUAACAAGCUUUCACUCCCAGUAAGUGUGAGAGUGAUGAAUCACUGACUCUAGGUGUUUCCUGUCCCUCUGAUGUGAACAUGAGAGAAAGGUCUUCAUGCUUAUGGGAGAUCAAAGUCCCUGCAAUGACUGGAACAAUAUUUCUGGAGUGUGUUGCAGAUUUGUUUUUUAUGUGUGCAUUGUUUUCCAUAUAAGACUGGAGUGUUUAUUUCAGACAGUUAGAAACACUUCACUUUAAGUAAAGUUACAACAACCAGGGCUUGACGUCUACUUUUUACUCACCAGCUACUGAGGCUACUGGAUUUACAAAGUUACCCAUUUAGUAAAUUACGUUUUGUAAUGUAAGUCCUUGUGCCAAAAGACACCCACACUUUUCUUUCUUAUUUAUCCAUUUAGCAUUCUGUAAUCCAGCACAGACCAAAUUGAUCUAAUAUUUCAAUAUAAGUCAUUUUACAAUGUUCAGGAACGAGGAGACAUGGAAGGGCAACAUUUAUGGAUGAUCAAAAUCUAUUUGAUGAUAUUUCAUUGACUUUGUCGGCCACUUGUUAACAUUCAGAUACUAGUUUUUGAAUAUGAUGCACAGAUGCCAUCAUUCAACAUUUAAUGAGUAGAGUUGGAGGAAAGUUACCUGCAGUUCUGUAACUAUUGCUUUAAUACCUGUUACACAAUCUCACCAUGUGUCAGACAGAUUUGAAUCAGUAGUGUCUGCUCACAUCUCUCUUCUCUCUUCAUCAUCUGCAGCCGUCAGUCUGAACAGAUCACAGACAAGUAUUCUGUGUGAUCACCUCAUGGUGCACUUAUUGAUAUAAAGCACGGAUGAUCAUAUGAAGAAACGUGCCAUGUCUUAAAUAUUCUCAUGGUACUUCAGGCUCUAACUUCUUACCCUUAUUUAUCUCAUUUCUAUUUCCCCCCGCCCCCGCUGUCAUGAAACUCGAAGUGAGUGCAACCGAGCCAGAUAGAUCUAGAGACUGAAUGGAGCGAUGCUGAGGGAGAGGAAACGUUAGCUCUCAGGAGUAAAGUGAGAAAAAAAGGUGAAAUCAGGGAGACUCCCGCUCAAAUCGGGAGUGUCGGCAGGUCUGCAGAUGCUUUUUGAGACCACUAAGAUAUAAAAUCAAAACCUCCAGAGUGGCUUAAAUCCACCCGCAAGGUUGGCCAGGUGUUAAUGUCAAGCCCUGGUGACAAACUAUUUCUAACAUCUCAGAACAUUGCUGGUUUGAAGGAUUAGUGUUUUCUAUAAAAGUUUCCUACAGUCAUGGAAAGAAUACAAAUAUGUUAUAUGAAAUAUACUCUGUCAUGGUUUGAUUUGAAAGGUCAACAUUUUCCUGCAGUAAACUCAAACACUCUUGAUGAGAGUUUGGACCGAGGUGAUCUGAAGUGUUUCAUCAUCGUCAUGCACAUUGUGAUUCUCUUUUCUAUUGUUUUGUAAUAUUUUAUCUGUUUUUUUCUACUAUGUUCGGCCGUGUUUAGUAUCCCACAUCCUGCGUCCUGAUUGACCUUCUCUCCCUCUACACUAACGACGUCUUGGUUGGUUCAGCAGCAGGAUUCAUGUUUUUACUGGUUUGUGUCA